This is a messenger RNA of Physella acuta, 1350 nucleotides long. RefSeq names its product sorbitol dehydrogenase. NCBI's taxonomy places the organism in Eukaryota, Metazoa, Mollusca, Gastropoda, Physidae. Gene Ontology annotation, biological process: D-sorbitol catabolic process. The record is from RefSeq and is a predicted model, not a curated record. Gene Ontology annotation, molecular function: zinc ion binding; L-iditol 2-dehydrogenase (NAD+) activity.
AUCUAUAAGUUUAAGUACGUCUUUAAGUUACAUCCACCGUCAAGAGACACAAAAUGGAAGAGAAGAACCUGACCUUGACACUUUACGGGGUCAAGGACCUGCGCCUGGUGGAGAAACCAGUCCGUGAGCCACAGUAUGGAGAGGUCCAGAUCAGUGUUCGAUCUGUUGGAAUCUGCGGCUCUGACGUCACCUACUGGCAGACGGGGAGGAUCGGUAGCGUCGUGGUCACUGACCCGCUGGACAUGGGUCAUGAACCCAGUGGGGUGGUCAGCAAGGUGGGAGCCGGGGUCACUGACCUGAGAGUAGGUGACAGAGUUGCCAUAGAGCCCCUGAUUUCCUGCCAGAGUUGCCGUUACUGCCGGCUGGGCAAGUACAACGUAUGCAGCAACCUGAAGUACCUGGCCUCACCCCCAACUGACGGAUGUCUGACCCGAUUCUUCUGUCACCCCGCCCACUCGGUUCACAGACUUCCAGACAACGUGAGCUUUGACGAGGGCGCCCUGGUGCAGCCUCUGGCACUCGGCUUCCACGCCUGUGAGAGGGGGGAGAUCACUGUAGGUCAUUACGUCCUGGUGUCUGGCGCAGGUCCUCUGGGAAUGUCCGUUGUGCUGGCUGCUAAAGCUUUUGGAGCUGCCAAGAUCUGCGUCACAGACAUCGACCAGAGUCGUCUGGAUUUUAUAAAGAACAUCGGAGCAGGCGUUACAGUGACUGUCGGCGCCGAAACACCGGAAGUGACGUCACAGAAUGUCAAACAAAGUUUGGGGCGCGAUGCAGACGUCGCCAUUGAGUGUAGCGGAGACCAGAGGGGCGUGGCUAAUGUUAUAUAUAGCACCAAACACACGGGUAAAGUUGUGAUCGCAGGGUUUGGUGACGUCACAACGUCCGUUCCGCUGGUGGAGGCGACCUUGAAACAGCUUGACCUUCGCGGGAUGAUUCGGUUCGCUAACAACUACCCCACUGUGAUCGAGGCUAUAGCGUCAGGCCGUGUGAACGUCCUACAGCUGGUUACCCACAGGUUCCCCCUGGAGAGGGCGCUGGACGCCUACAACAUGGCGCUGAGGAGGGAGGGCGUCAAGAUCAUCAUCGACUGUCACAAGCCAGUCACGUCACUCUAGUGCUUUACCACAGGACAACGGUCAAGAUGACACGUCCAGUUUAAAAUAAAGCAAAUGGACAGUCCUCAAAUCAAUUCAAAUUUCCGGAGUUUUCAAAUUUACAAGGUUUAAAGCGUCAAAUGUCUGUAAUCUUUCAUGAGCAGCUUUAAUGUCAUGAUUCGUGUUGAACCUUUCACCUCUAUAACUCCAGCCUUUCUCUGUUAAAAUUCCAGUAAAAAUUAACAAAAAUACAAAU